UAUUCCAAAAAUCAACAGCUGAUGAAACGCCACUCAAUUAGUUUUGAGUGAAAAAGUUUUUGCCCUUUUGCUAUUAUUAGAUUAAAUAAUAUCAGGGCAAAACAAAGUUUUAAUUUUUUUUGUCAAGAACAUUGAUUUAAAAUUCAGCAUCUUUUAUCUGGAAAUCGUGAAUUAUUUGGAAAUGCAACAGCCGGAAUAUGGAAGCCUCUUCAUCUGAACACCACAAACGUCUGGAAUACUGCACUACCAGAUUGAAAUACCGUCAGGGCCGGGAAUUGAAAGCUGUCAAGGUUUAUACAGUGGCUAGUGAGUCUCGGCAUUUGCUGAUCUUUGGGGUACCUAAAAUAAAUCUUCAAGCUAAUCUCAAGACGAAAUUACAGGGAUUUGGUAAAGUACAAUCGUGUAUUUCGGUAACUUCAGAGAUGGCUUCAAAAAUGGAGCUGGAAGCUUUUACAGAUGUGUUUGCCGUAAAGUUCGAGCGCCUUGAGGUGGCGAGAAGAGCUAAGAAAAUGCUCGAUGCCCAUCAGUUCUAUGGUGGAAUCUUACACAUAUCAUACGCUCCAGAACGUGAAUCCCUCGAGGAACUUAGGGAGAAGAUCGAGCAGCGCAGACAUGAAGUAGCUUUUCGUAUACGGAGGAAUCAGAAGGAUCAACCACAAGUUCCAAAAAAGAGCCGGGAAACCACAUGAGUACAGGAUGUCAACGAUUUAUUCAACUUAACUGAUUUCAAUGAACUUCUAAGGCAGAACGAUGUCACUAUUAUCGACACAGCGUUGUGCUAGUUGCUACCGCUCUCUUGCCUCAGCUCCCCGUCCGUUCACUUGGCCAAUCCCCAAGCCUCCUGUACUAUUUCUGCUUCGUCCGGCGCAGGUCGUGGUAGUAAUUCAGCAGACCAAUGCGUUUUGCCCAUAUCUGUGCUCCAUACGUGGCCCAAAAGCUGUAGAUUACGGCAGGAUUAAUAAGACAACCAGUGAUGUUAAAAACAUAGACGCCAAACUUACAUGCCAAACAUGGCGCCGCCCAAGUGCGCUGCGUGAUCGAAGAACUUCCAGCCCAGCAUGACGCCGGCAAAGUCGAUGCCCAUUAGCACUUUAAUACCAGCUCCGGCAGAGAAUGUCAACGCGGGUAGAAAAAGAAUGCUAAGUUGCGUGUCCGGAUACUGGGUGCAUACAUAGGCCAGCAGUGUCAUUAUAGCUCCAGACUAAAGGAAGAGCUUUAAGUUUAUAUAUGCUACAUGGAAUAAUGGCUGCCUUACCGCACCAAGGGACAUCCCCGCCUGACUCGUGGCCGCCUUGUAGAGCACGCUCAUCAGACUGGAGAAGACGCCGGCGCUGAGGUAGACUGCCAAGAAUUGCUCUUUGCCCAACGAUACAGCCGCAGCGUUGGCAAA
This is a messenger RNA of Drosophila simulans, 1390 nucleotides long. Its product is annotated as RNA-binding protein 48. The record is from RefSeq and is a predicted model, not a curated record. Bases 198 to 689 code for a protein of 163 amino acids. Gene Ontology annotation, cellular component: nucleoplasm. The transcript is spliced from 4 exons. Lineage: Eukaryota; Metazoa; Arthropoda; Insecta; Diptera; Drosophilidae. Gene Ontology annotation, molecular function: nucleic acid binding.